Molecule: messenger RNA, 2916 nt
Organism: Baudoinia panamericana UAMH 10762
Lineage: Eukaryota; Fungi; Ascomycota; Dothideomycetes; Mycosphaerellales; Teratosphaeriaceae
Exons: 1
Coding region: 207-2756 (849 amino acids)
Biological process (GO): aggrephagy; endosome organization; mitophagy
Cellular component (GO): amphisome; aggresome
Molecular function (GO): K63-linked polyubiquitin modification-dependent protein binding; zinc ion binding; protein kinase C binding
Source: RefSeq, a predicted model, not a curated record
ACUCCCGCAAUGAUGGGGUUGGUCUUUACGGCCGUCAAAACUCCUGAGGCAGAGCAUCUGCGGAUCGCUCUUACCAGUGGGCGUGUUUGCGGCGGAGGUUGCGCAAACACAAGACCGGCCGCCCAUAUGUACCAAUUCGUUUUCAAUCCUAUUACAGUACAAACAAUUGGCACGCCGCGCUACAUUAUCACAACACUCACUCCCUGAUGGAGCAAGCCACGUUAAGUCUCCUGAAACCAGCCAUCCUCGCAAUCGCUGGGUUAGCAGCAGUAUGUGGUAUAUACUACACGUGCACCGCAGUGCUCACCCAUCCGCCCGACACUGGACUUCAAAGAAGCAACGCUGUCCGUCGCCGUCCAGCGCCAUCAGUUCUAGCCCCAGGUGAUCUAAGGUGGCGUAUGGUACCACCCGGGCUCAACACAGCCAUAGGCGUUCUCGAGUUCGAAUGUGGGAAUCGGGAGUAUGUGUAUGACAUGGCGGAUGGAUCCUUGCCAAGUCGGGAGACGCUCUCGAACCAACUCGGUCCAUUGGAUGAUCUUGCGUACAGGCAGGUAUGCAUUCGAGUUAUUAAGUUCAUUGUGGCAGUUACCCUCGAAGCCCAGCACUUCCCGAAUGUGCGUGCAGAGGUGGCCAUGACGCCGUUUGCUGAUCUGCUUCGCAUUGAAGGAGACCUUGAGCAGAACAUUCGAGCGCUUGAGAUUGCUGCUGCUCACGUUAUGAACAUGACGCCUCCACGUCCGGAGGAAUUUAGUAACAUGUACGAGAUUGCCAUGGCCGACGAUGGACCUGCAGUGACGGAGGAGCCGGUAGAAGAUACUGACGCUCCACAUGAGCACACGCACGGUCUCAAAGGCUUAUUAUACUACAUCGCAGAGCAAGACGCAAACCGGCAAGGUUACGAACACAGAGGCAUUUCCUGUGAAGAAUGCGGUCAGCUGCCCAUUCGAGGCGUUCGAUGGCGCUGUCUAAACUGUGCGGACUUCGACCUUUGUACGACUUGCGAGGCACAUACCGCACAUCCAAAGACUCAUCUGUUCGCUAAGAUCAAAGUACCAUUGCCACCGAUGUCCAACAAUGGCAAGACGCUGCCUUUAUGGUACUCUGGUGACGCCAGGAAGAUCUACCCACCGCUUCAGCCAGCUUCAAGGAAGCGGUUGUUCGAGCAGUAUAAGUUCGACGAGCCUAGCAUCGAUGCGCUCUACGAUCAAUUCACGUGCCUUGCAAAUGUGCAUUUCCUACAAGAUCCACUUGGCAUAAUGGUUGCUAUCGAUCAGGCAGGGUUCAGAAGAGCGAUGAUUCCUGAGUGGUGGAACCUGCGUUCCGCUCCUAACGCGAUCAUGGAUCGUACGUUUCACUUCUACGAUACCAACGCCGAUGGGCUCAUAGCGUUCGAAGAGUUUGUCAACGGUACAUCCUUUCUUCGGAGCCCAGCGCGUUUCGACACUAUGAGAAGAGUUCUGCAAGGAUUCGACAUUGACGACAAUGGCUAUUUGGAUCGCUCUGACUUUCUGCGCCUGCUUCGAGCGAAAUACGUCCUGCAGGAGAAGCAGGUCAACGACAUGGUGGAGAUGGGUGAGAACGAUCAGACUCUCGAUGCGUUGCAGACGCUGCGGUCAAGCCAGCCAAUCAGUGCAAUCUUCAACCAACAAGACAUUCCGCAUGGAGAGGAUCGACCACGCCAGGGGAAGCAGCUUGAUGCUUUCGGCGAUAUGCAGCCCUUACCCGGCAUCAAGACGAUCCUUGAGGAGGAUGACCCUUGGCUUCUGGAUAAUGCCAUCCCUACGCCUGGUUCCGCUGGAGGAUUGAGGCACCAUGCAUCGCCAUCUCCAGAGAUGCUGAAAGGUCAAGACGAUCGAGACGACAUAAGCUCCAACACCGACGCCGCUAAUAUCCGGGACUUCGCCAACGAGGACAGUUCGAUGGUAUCUGACCAUGGCCCAUACAGAGACGUAUUGCUGCAGAUUGUCGAACAAGGGAUGAACGAAAUACUAGACCGCAUAUUCAGGUUGAAGGAACAGGAGCACGACGCUGCUAUCGCCACUCGUCAAGAGCGUAACGAAUGGCGCACAGAAAUAGAAGACUACCUUGCGGAGAAACAACGCAUUGCAGAGGAACUUUGCUUGAUGGCAUCGACAGACCCACUGGCGGCGACAGCAAUGCACUCACACACCCGUCAACCACCUCCUACACCUGCGGGCUCCCCGGAACCACCAUUUCGCGCCGAUAUACUACCGACCGACACUGAGAGCUUGGCAGAGCGUGAAGCGGACAUAGCUCACCAGCCACUCGAUAGGCUCUUGGAGCAGGCAGGCUACGAAAUCAUUGACGGACGAGGAAAUGGUGCUCUGAUGCCUCAAGACGACGAGGAUAACGAAAGUCGCUUACCAGAGUCGCUGCGCCAUCUUCUUCGACCGCCGUCGAUCCUGAACGACACAUCAGCAGAUCCUACAAUGCCACAAAAUAGACCGAACACUGCAUCUGUUGUCGAGGAUGGAGCCUUAACGCAUGAGAACGCUCCUCGGGCGAAUAAAGCAGGUCUUCCGCUAUCCUCGGGAGAAAGCAAAUCACGCCCAACGGUACUGUCUGCGGCGCGACUAUCGCUGCUCGCAUCUAUGGAGGAAAUCGAUCGAGAGGUCGUUACUAGGGGCGGAUGUGGCAGACUCAGCUUUGACGAGGUCGAAACUAUAGUCAAAGCUGACCGUACUAACGAGUUGCUGGGUUUGGUAAAAAGUUGGCUGGAGUUUGCUAGCUUCUGAAUCCUCGUUUCACAAACGUGCAUGGUCUUAUCAACUCGUGCCACGGUUGCGGCAGGACUGGAGCGGAGCAGGAGAAUCUAUUGUGGCCUCAGACUCCGAUGGCGUCAACCCACGCAUGCCGUACUCUGGUCGGACGGCAUUGACCAGGAGUGGCCAGUGA